Molecule: messenger RNA, 558 nt
Organism: Prunus mume (Japanese apricot)
Lineage: Eukaryota; Viridiplantae; Streptophyta; Magnoliopsida; Rosales; Rosaceae
Source: RefSeq, a predicted model, not a curated record
AUGUUGAACCCACCUGUUUCACAUAAGCUGCUUUAUCUUUUGAGUGGAGACAAGCCAUGCACGGUGAAUUCAACGCCCUUAUCAAAUAGGGCAUCUGGUCCUUGGUUCCUCCUUCUUCCACACAUAACAUUGUUGGGUGAAAAUGGGUAUUCAAGGUGGCCUAUUCAACAGCUCAACGUCAAGAACACCUUCCUCUUUGGCCCUCUAUCUAAAGAGGAUCAAUCUCAUAAUAUGAUUUUACUUGUCUACGUUGACAACAUCAUACUCACGGGGAGCAGUCAGUCACAUUUACAUGCCUUUAUUGAUAUGUUGGGUGCCGAAUUUGACGUUAAAGACCUUGGCAAGUUACAUUAUUCCCUUGGCAUCGUAGUCACCUAUCACUCUGAUUCUGUUCAUCUCAAUCCAACCAAAUAUGCCCUUGAUAUUCUCAAAAGAAGCAAUAUGCAGGAUUGUAAACCGAUCUUUACACUAAUGGCUUCUAAAGGCAACCUUUCUCGCACUAAUGGCACGGCUUUGCCCGAACCCACUGUGUAUAGACAACUUUUCGGUGUUCUAUAG